UGCGUCCACCGGAAGAGCGCGUUCCGUGUCCCCGCCCCAUCCAUCCAGUCCAACCUGAAAAGAAGGCGAGUCCUCGGCUAAAAAUAUAAUAGCUAACACAAGAUGGCCGGUUUGCCUCGUAGGAUUGUUAAGGAGACACAGCGGUUGAUUCAAGAGCCUGUUCCAGGGAUCACAGCAACACCCGAUGAAGAAAAUGCACGUUACUUCCAUGUGGUCAUCGCAGGGCCCCAAGACUCUCCUUUUGAAGGAGGCACAUUUAAACUUGAACUAUUUCUUCCAGAAGAGUAUCCCAUGGCAGCUCCCAAAGUGCGAUUCAUGACCAAAAUCUACCACCCCAAUGUUGACAAACUGGGAAGAAUAUGUUUAGACAUUUUGAAAGAUAAGUGGUCUCCAGCCUUGCAGAUCCGUACAGUGUUGCUAUCUAUUCAGGCGUUAUUAAGUGCUCCCAAUCCAGACGACCCUCUGGCAAACGAUGUCGCAGAACAGUGGAAGAAAAACGAAGGCAUUGCCAUAGAGACAGCCCGAUUAUGGACCAGGAACUACGCGGGCAAGAGCGAUUAAAGAAGCAAGACGAAGCAACUGAAUGUGAUCCACAAAAUGUACUUCUACUCUGUCAACAUUUGAAUUUAACGGACACGCAGAAAAAAAAAAAAGAGAAAAAAAGAUUGAGUCCAAAUCUAUUUGAAAGACAAGAUUUACUGCUGCAGACCUCUGGGUGACUUACUUUCCUCUCUAAGAAGCGUUAUAUGUGUGUGUUAGCUUUUUUUUUUUUUUCUGUGUUGCUAUUUAAAUGCAUGGACUCAGAAUGACACCCUCCCCAAUACAGUCUUAAAAUAACAUGCAAUAUGCUGCCCUGGAAUAGGCACACACUGGUACGUUUGCAAAAUAUACAAUCAUGUAUUAAAGCUGUUCUUCCUUUGACACAUGCAUCACUUGUCAACACAUCUGUACGUCUUUGAUCAGAGACAACACGUUUGGAUAUUUCAUCACAUAGACAGCGUGCGGCAUCUUUUUCCUCCCUCUCGUAUGAAGGAAUGAUGAAGUUUCUCUUUACUCCUUUAGGGAAUAUGACGUGAAGCGCUUACAGUCAACAAGGAGGUUAGUUGGAUUUCCACUCCUAAGUGUCCCUCUUUGCAAACACAGUACAAAAUUGAAAAUUAAUCUGGUGGUGCUUACUAUCUAAUGUUGUUUAGCAUCAACUUAAGAGCACUUGGGGGCACUUAAUUUUGUGCACAGAGGUGGAGCACAGUAUUAUCACAGAAAUGACAACCUGACCUGAAAAAUGUAAAGGUUUCCACAGAGUAAGUACCUCCACAAGAUCACGUGUUAGCUCUCAGAAGACACCGUUUAACUUCAGUGCUUUGAGAUAUUUCUUUAGCUGUGAUUAGAUGCUGAAAAUACAGGCUGAAUAUUUUCCUCCACAGAUAACUGAGGGAACAUUUUUACAAUAGGAGUAAAGUCAGCUGAGGUGGAUGUAGUCCUCCAAUGUUUACCAGUUAAGAAAACAAAGUUGUGAACGUCCUCAGCUAACAUUUAAAAGCGUUUAGUCCCUGGACAGGAGGCAUAAUUUUAUACUUUAAAAUAUUCCCUUUUAACACGUUCACAAGUCUGAUAUCAAAACACAAGACAGAUUAGUUUGUGAUCUGAUGACUGAAGCUAGUAAGAUGAGGACUCUAGUGGUCCAAAAUGUUUUGAUUUACAUUUCGUCCCUUUCAAAAGGACUUCAGAAAGCCACUAUUUACCUCCGUUCAGUCCCAGAAAUGAAUGGCCUUUCUUUACAUCCAUUCUCAGUCUUUUCAAACAGACAGUUUGGGGAGGGUGUGCAGAUUACCUCAACAUGCUUUAAAAAAAAAAGCUGUUCUCAACACAUUCAUGGAGAUAAACACUCUGUGUUGAAAAGGAGCUGUGUGCAUGCUGUGGCAGGCUCUGAAACGUGUUGAAAAUAUGCUCUCUUUUUUUAAAAGGUUGUGGGACGCUGAGCCGUAUCUGUUUCUACGUUCAUUUUUUAACUGUCUGUCCAUGCUUUCUUUCUACAUUGCUGAUUCUCUGUUUUAUUUUCGGUGUAAAAGGCGUGUACCAUAAUCCAACUGACAGCAGGACAGUGAAAACUAGUUUAUUUUGAGAUGUUUGGGAGAGUUGUUGAGUUCUUAAAGGGAAAGUACAGCCGUUUUAUUUUGUGCGGUGUUUGCCAUCCGUUCCAGUUUUAUCACCACUAGUUUUUGCUUGUUAUCACUGACGAUGAUGCAGGUGAUUCAAUAGAAUAACAGUUGUGGUGGCAGGAUAAGUUAGAAUAUAAAGUGUUCUAAGUUAAAAGGUCUUUCUCGUGCUAUCCUGAUUUCUUGGGGAUGCCAUUUGUUGCUGAUCUGAAGAAAACAUCUAAAACUCAGAUUAGAGGAAUCAGUUUGACAACAUCAGAUUUGUGCUCAACGGUUGAUGGACAGGACUGUGAUGGUGUUUGUAGUGAAACUCUUUUCUAUUGGUUGAUCUGUGCUCUUGCUCUCGAUUGGAUUAUCACAGACUUUGUGUUGCUUAGAUUUGUUUGUGUCCUGUUGUCACCCAGAGUUAUUAACUAACUGUUUCUGACUGCUACAUUUAUUCAAGUCUUGGAAGACGAAGCACGGCUUAAAACCUGGUUAAUUUAUUGUUUCACUGUUGGACUUGGACAGUUAUGGAAAAAUCAAUAAAGUCACUCACUGGAUUUUUAAGACAUCUAGAUCAAAAGAUUGAGAGAUCAAACUCUGAUGAAUACGCUCCCCAUGUGUAAAAAAACAAACGAAAAGAAGAGUUCUGUUGGUAAUUUCAGUACAUUUGCAUACACGGCUCUUCAAAUACUCUGUAAAUAAACUGAGUUGAGUAAGUAA
Molecule: messenger RNA, 2861 nt
Organism: Notolabrus celidotus (New Zealand spotty)
Lineage: Eukaryota; Metazoa; Chordata; Actinopteri; Labriformes; Labridae
Gene: ube2nb
Product: ubiquitin-conjugating enzyme E2Nb
Exons: 4
Coding region: 103-561 (152 amino acids)
Source: RefSeq, a predicted model, not a curated record